AUGCCCACUCUAAAACAAGUAUCGGUCUUUUCACGCGGUGGGCUUGUUCUCGUGCACGAGUGUUUCACGAAAGAGGUCGUUCUUCUGACCGAACUUUCAGAAUGCGCGCAUACCUUGAAAAGCGAUUCAGAUCGAUCUAUUGAGUCAAGAAUUGCAGCCUACGAUUCUCAGAAGAGCAAAGUUAUUUGGCUAAGUGACGCUGUCACUGGUUUGACGUUUAUACUCUCCUUCGAAGAGGCUUUAGAGAAACACGAGGCAGACGAUUUACUCAGGACAAGCAAAGACGCAUUUGCUGAAUACUACGAACAUGAUCGAUUCGACUACAGUGAAUUCCUACCCGCUCUCCAAGCACGGAUUCAGCAAUUGGAAAGGUCUAAUGAGCACUGCGAGCUUGGUGCUGCUAGUGAACGGUCAGGCGUGGAUAACUCUGUUUCCGACAGUAAACUGCCUUCACGCGAUUUUGGACGUACAAAGAGGCAGCAUCACUACCAUGACCCAUCCGUGCCCAGAUCUCGCCAUUCAGAAAGGCUCGAUUCACUCGAUUUCUCAGAGCCGUCACAGGUUGCUCAGCCGCCGAUUUUUCCAGAGCCUUCAAGCACUCAAUCAAAACAUACUCAAGCUAUUAAGCACGAGGGGGGGAAACGUCUGGGCUUGAGCUGGUGCCGUGAUCUUGUUAGUUUCCGUGAAACACACAUUAGUGAGGAAUCUUUGUUACCUCUCACAGCGUCAAUCAAACACAAAUUGACUCAAAAAAAUGUGACGAGCGAUAUAGCUGAUUUACUGGUGACAGAAGUUGCACAGAAACUCGUAGGGAAAAAAGUUUCUACAUUCCAGUCACUAGCAAGCAUAGUCUACCGUUCACUUGAGGAGUCAAUCAUUCGUAUACUGAGUUCUGCGAAGAAAAUUGACCUAUUGACUGAGGUCGGAAGCGCUCGUAAGAGUAGAAGACCUUUCGUGAUUGCGUUUGUUGGCGUGAACGGUGUCGGUAAAAGUACGAGUCUAUCGAAGGUAGUACAUUGGCUUAGUCAGCAAAAUUUCUCAGUGAUGGUUGCUGCAUGUGACACGUUUCGUGCUGGUGCAGUAGAGCAACUACGGACACACUGUCAACGUCUUGACUGUGCGCUUUUUGAGAGAGGCUACGAAAGAGAUCCAUCAGUUAUCGCUCAACAAGCUAUUCAGCAAGCCACGCGACAAGGUAUUGAUGUCGUCAUGAUAGAUACUGCAGGGCGCAUGCAAGACAACGAACCAUUAAUGCGAGCACUUGCAAAACUCUUGAGUGUAAACCUGCCUGAUUUGACACUGUUUGUAGGCGAAGCACUGGUCGGAAAUGAUGGCGUGAGCCAAAUUUUGCAGUUUGAGCAUAGAUUACAAGCAUUGAUGCAAACGGAGAAGAAAUGUGUCAUAGAUGGCAUCUUCCUUUCAAAAUUCGACACCAUCGACAAUAAAGUUGGCACUGCUUUAUCGUUAGUGUAUGCGUCUUCGAUUCCCAUCAUGUUUGUUGGUACUGGGCAGAUGUAUAAGGAUGUUCGUACUUUUCAGGCUGAAAAUAUUGCAACCGUACUUCUUGCUGAUUCAUGA
This is a messenger RNA of Ostreococcus lucimarinus CCE9901, 1578 nucleotides long. RefSeq lists its product with no specific name. Lineage: Eukaryota; Viridiplantae; Chlorophyta; Mamiellophyceae; Mamiellales; Bathycoccaceae. The transcript has a single exon. The record is from RefSeq and is a predicted model, not a curated record. Gene Ontology annotation, cellular component: endoplasmic reticulum membrane. Bases 1 to 1578 code for a protein of 525 amino acids. Gene Ontology annotation, biological process: SRP-dependent cotranslational protein targeting to membrane. Gene Ontology annotation, molecular function: GTPase activity; signal recognition particle binding; GTP binding.